GCAUUAUUAUAUUUUCGUCGGGUGAAGUCCACCAUCAAUUCAUCAUCUCCCACAAGAUAUCUCAGUUGACAAUUUUCAUAAUUAUCCUUUGGACUUGUUCAAAAUCUUUUUACAAUAUUACUUCAGCAACACCAAGACUUCUUCAAAAUCUUUUUACACUAUUACUUCAGUAAAACCAAGACCAAAUCUUCCUCUUUUGGGGUAUAUAGUAUUAUGUGGGUGAGCAUUUUACCCCACGUUUGGAUUUUUGGAUGAAAAGAAAAAGAACAGGGGUUGAAGAUGGAGGGAGUAAGAUAUUCUGGAUGUGUUUUUACAACAGCAAUUUAUUGUUUUAUGCUGCUUACGGUUGCUCAAGUUACUGAUCCUUCUGAAGUGUCAGCUUUGGCAUCUAUAAAGAAUGGUUUGAUUGAUAAUAUGGGGUACCUGAAAGAUUGGGAGAAGGGUGAUCCAUGUACAUCAAACUGGACUGGAGUUUUUUGUUUUCACAAAGUUGGAGCUGAAGGCUACUUGCAUGUCAGGGAACUCCGUAUGAUGGCUAUGAAUCUUUCUGGAAGUUUAACACCUGAGAUUGGACAACUAUCUCAUCUUCAUUUUUUGAAUUUCAUGUGGAAUGAUUUGACUGGGAGUGUACCGGAAGAAAUUGGAAACAUCAAGACUUUGAAACUUCUGCUCUUGACUGGAAACCGGCUUUCAGGAUCUUUAUCUGAUCAGCUUGGGUAUCUCCCCAACCUGAGAAUAUUCCAGAUAGACGAGAACCAGUUAUCCGGAAGAAUUCCUAAAUCCUUUUCCAAUUUAAACAGUGUCCAACAUAUCCACCUGAACAACAACUCACUGAGUGGUCAAAUCCCCCCCGAGCUUUCCAAUUUGUCCACUCUGCUUCACUUGCUUGUGGACAAUAAUAAUCUUUCAGGAUACCUUCCUCCUGAGCUUUCAGCACUUCCGCGUCUUCGAAUAAUCCAACUUGAUAACAACAAUUUCAGCCGUGCUGAGGUUCCAGCUUCUUAUGGAAACAUGUCAUCAUUAGUGAAACUAAGUCUCAGGAAUUGCACGUUACAAGGAUCCGUUCCUGAUCUUAGCAAAGUACAGAGCCUACGCUAUCUUGAUCUCAGCUGGAAUCAACUUUCUGGAUCUAUACCACAGAAUAAGCUUUCCAACAAUAUGACAACUAUUAUUCUGUCACACAAUCGUCUUGAUGGACCUAUUCCGAAGAGUUUUUCAUCUCUUCCUUUGUUGCAGAAACUGUCAGUGGAGAACAACCUUUUGAAUGGUUCCUUUUAUACCGACAUUUGGCAAAAUAAGUCUACUUCAACUUCGGCACUUAUGAUUGAUCUUCGGAAUAAUUCACUUUCGGACAUUUCGGGUACUCUUCAACCUCCUGUGAAUGUCACUCUAAGAUUGCAGGGCAAUCCUGUCUGCCGCAACGAGAAUGUGAGAAAUAUCAUCAAGUUCUGUGACUCUGAAGCCAGAGCAGAAAAGACGAGUAACUUGACUUACGUCAAUGGUGCUUGUCCUGUUAAUGCAUGCCCUAAGGAUAACUAUUACGAAUAUGUCCCAAGGUCACCUGUUCCUUGCUCGUGUGCCUCGCCUCUCAGAGUUGGAUGGCGGCUGAAAAGUCCUAGUUUUUCUUACUUCAAUCCAUAUGUGCAUCAAUUUGAGCAGUAUAUGACUAGUGAUCUUCAUUUGGACCGUUACCAAAUGUUGAUCGAGUCAAGUUCUUGGGAAGAAGGGCCUCGUCUCCGGAUGCAAUUGAAGCUUUUCCCAGCAGUUGGGGUCAGUACAUUUAAUAAAAGUGAGGUCAUUCGUAUCAGCGACAUUCUGCAAUUCUGGGAAAUCUCAGUAGUUGACCUUUUUGGACCUUAUGAGCUUCUGAACUUCACUCUGCUGGGACCUUAUUCCUAUUUGAAUCCUGAUAUUCAACCUAAACAUAAAAGCAAAGGUGCUUUGGUAGCUGGUGUAGUAGCAGUUUCUUUUGCUUCAAUUUUUGCAAUAAUUGUCGCCGUAUUAAUCAAAAGACGACAUGUCAAAUACCGAAGCAUCCUAUCAAGGAAACGUUUAUCGUCGAAUCUCUUUAUAAAAAUGGAUGGAAUUAGAAGCUUCACUUUCAGAGAAAUGAGCUUGGCUACUAACAACUUUGAUAGCUCAAAUCAAGUCGGGGAAGGAGGAUAUGGGACUGUCUUUAAGGGAAUUUUAGCUGACAAAACAAUUGUUGCUAUCAAACGAGCAAAAGAAGGAUCACUACAAGGGCAAAACGAAUUCUUGACAGAGAUAUCCUUGUUAUCAAGGUUACAUCACCGGAAUCUAGUUUCAUUGCUAGGAUACUGUGAUGAAGAAGGAGAUCAGAUGCUGGUUUAUGAAUUCAUGUGCAAUGGAACUUUGCGAGACUGGCUUUCUGUUACAUGUAAAGAAAGUUUGAAGUUUGGAGCAAGAUUGCAGAUUGCACUAGGUGCAGCAAAGGGCAUACUUUACCUGCAUACAGAAGCUAAUCCACCUAUAUUCCAUAGGGACAUCAAAGCCAGCAAUAUUCUUUUAGACUCAAAAAUGACAGCUAAAGUUGCUGAUUUUGGCUUGUCUAGGCUUGCACCUGUCCAGGAUGAUGAAGGUGUACUACCUAAUCAUGUUUCAACUAUUGUGAAGGGAACACCUGGUUACCUUGAUCCCGAAUAUUUCUUGACCCAUAAAUUGACAGAUAAAAGUGAUGUCUAUAGCCUGGGAGUUGUAUUUCUUGAAAUCUUAACCGGAAUGCGUCCAAUCUCACACGGGAAAAACAUAGUUCGCGAGGUAAAUUUUGCUCGUAACUCCGAGAAGAUGCACUCUGUCAUGGACGGUACAAUGGGACCUUACCCUUCUGAAUGCAUAGAAAAGUUUGCUGCUUUGGCCCUCAAUUGUUGCGAGGACAAACCAGAAGACAGACCUUCAAUGUCCGAUGUGGUGAGGGAGCUGCAAACUAUUCAGUCUAUUCUCAACAUGAUGGCAGAUACUGACGCGGAUUCAGUAGAUUCUAAAGCCACAUUCAACGAACCAAAGUCAUCGUCUUCAUUUUCCGAUAGCACUAGCAGAGACGCAUUUCUAUCGUCCAAUGUGUCGGGAUGUUACAGUCUGAGUUCUCUCAGCCUUUCUAUGCCUCGCUAAUGGAUUAGCUGCUUAUCUUUUGUAUAAUUGAAAAAUUAGUAUGUAUAAUAGAUAAUUACCUUAAUAGGUUCUCUAAGAGAGUAGUUGCUUGGCUUUUGUACUAGAAAAAAUAGUGUGUAGAAUAGGGAAUGGACAAUUUGCACGAUUGCCCUUCUUCGGGGUGGUCUUUAAUUUUUGGCCCUCAAAUUACUGGUCUUUAAUUUUUGCUCUUCGCCUAAAAUAUCCGAAGUUCUGGGUUCGAACCCAGGCUCAGUCAAAAAAAAAAAAAAUGCAAGGCAGAAUUUGGAGCAAAAGUUAGGCCUUUAACUUUUGUAGAAUUUUAGCAGAGUAAAUUUCGCGAAGGUAGAAUUUUCGCGAAACCUUGCCUUGCAAAAUUGUUUUUUGACUGAGUGGGGUUCGAACUCAGAACAUCGGGAUAUUUUCUGCUACUUUUUCAAACGAAGGACAAAAAUUAAAGACUAACAACUGAAGGGACAAUAAUUAAAGGCCAGCGCCUUUGAAGGGGAAUCCGUGCAAAAACAUGAUAGGGAAUUACCUUAAUAUCUUCUGUUUAUCUGUAUUCCAAGGAUUUGUUAACGAGAACCUCUUAUCGUACUUCCU
This is a messenger RNA of Lycium ferocissimum, 3729 nucleotides long. Its product is annotated as probable LRR receptor-like serine/threonine-protein kinase At1g06840. The record is from RefSeq and is a predicted model, not a curated record. Gene Ontology annotation, molecular function: protein kinase activity; ATP binding. NCBI's taxonomy places the organism in Eukaryota, Viridiplantae, Streptophyta, Magnoliopsida, Solanales, Solanaceae. Gene Ontology annotation, biological process: protein phosphorylation. The transcript has 21 exons. The coding region runs from base 280 to 3129 and encodes 949 amino acids.